Amyelois transitella is the source of this 2825-nucleotide messenger RNA. RefSeq names its product tRNA:m(4)X modification enzyme TRM13 homolog. The record is from RefSeq and is a predicted model, not a curated record. Gene Ontology annotation, biological process: tRNA methylation. NCBI's taxonomy places the organism in Eukaryota, Metazoa, Arthropoda, Insecta, Lepidoptera, Pyralidae.
UGACACAUAAACAUAACCUAUCUUACUUGUAGUUAGUAAAGUAAACAAAAUAAUUUAAAUAUAUCAUCUUAAUUAUUUAAAAUGAAAUCUGAAGACGUGUCCCAGGGUCAAUGUCAGUUUUUCGUGAUGAGGAAAAAGCGGCUUUGUCGCAUGACCGUGCGGCCGGGCCGCCAGUACUGUGGAGAACAUGAACCGCAGCCGAAAACCGAUGACGGAGAAAUAGACACACGCAUACCAUGCCCAAAUGAUCCUAAGCACACCUGUUACGCCAGCAAGCUAGAGAAGCACCUCUCCAUCUGCAAUGCGCGGCCAACGGAGCUGCCGGAGUACAUAAUCCCCAACGUGAACAUACCACUGGCUACGGACACAUUUUCCCGAAUCCCGCUGAGCGAGGUCCCGCAAGAGAAACUAUUGAAGGUCAUUGAUAAAGUGAACAGUCUGUAUGACAAACAUGUUAAACACGAGAUAACAACCCUUGAAGAGAUGCCCAUCCACUGGACGGUCCUGGAAGAGUUCAAUGACCCUACUCGCACGGAGAGCUCCCGGAGACAUCUGCGGCAGACCUCCAGUCUUCUGCACGUCAUGGAGCAAGCGGGACUGGUGCAAGAUCAUACUUGUUACGUGGAGCUUGGAGCCGGGAAAGGAAUAGUAUCCUACUACCUAUGGCGCGCGUGGUGCUCAGCCCCUGAGUCCACCAGCGCAGCCCUCCUCGUGGACCGCGCGGCGCUGCGCCACAAGCGCGACAACAAGUUGCGCGGCGACCGCAUCGCGCGACUCCGCGCCGACCUGGCUGAUCUCGCGCUGGAGAAGGUUCCAAUAGUGAAAGAAAGUCAGAGCGUGGUCGGGCUCGCUAAGCACCUGUGCGGGGUCGCUACAGACCACGCGCUGCGCUGCGUGACGGCGGCGCGCGGCCGCGGGCUGGUGCUGGCCACGUGCUGCCACCACCGCUGCCGGCCCGCGCUCUACGUCGCCAGGGAGCAGAUGCAGGAGCUGGGUAUAACAGAUGAAGAUUUCAACACCAUGCUGGGAAUAGUGUCGUGGGCUACCUGUGGGGACGGAAGGCCGCGGGACAAACGAGGAACACAGACUACAGAUGGAGAUCACGAUGAUGAUGGAAUUGAUGAUUCGAAUAUCAAUGUUGGCGAGAAACCAACGUGUGUUGCUAGUGAAAACCACCGGCUCGGUGAGAAUUUAGUGAAAAGUGAAGUGAUAGUGAGACAGCUAAAUCACGAUGAGAACCUAGUCAGUGAACAAACCAGUAGUACUGAGAAACAGUAUAGACUAGACGCCAAUGUAGAAGAUAGUGAGAAACGGCAACACAGGGCUUUAACAGGGCGGCGUGCUAAAGCCUUAUUAGACUGGGGGCGUGUGGCGGCGCUCCGGAGUAAGGGGUUCGAUGCCCGACUCGUGCAAUUCGUGUCCGAAGAAGUGUCGCCGGAGAAUCUCGCCAUAGUCGCUGUGAAAUGACAUCUUGUUGAUUAUUUAUUGUACAAAAUAUAAUAUUAAUUUAUUAUUGCAUGCAGCAUGAUUAAAGUUUAGAAUAGAAUAGAAUAGAUUUAUUUUCAAAAUUGGAUACAAGGUAUCACUUAUUGACGUCACAUAACUUAAAUCUAAUUAUAACUACUACCGCUUCCAAAGCGCAUGUGUAGAAGAAGCGGCGGAACAAACUACACUGCAGCAUUUUCAUAGGACGUCAAUUUACAAAUAUAGAUCUCUUAAAUCUAAAUCGUGGACGAAUGCACAUUGUCUACAUUAAAAAACAUGUAUGAAUGUAGAACUGAUUAUGUCAAUACGAAUAUUUCGUCAAAUAAAAUAAAUAUAAAAUAAAAUAUGUACAUACUGUACAAAUUAUGUCCAGAUCAUGUCAAAAAUACACAAGCAUUUAAGAGGCCAUUAUGUCCAGCUCGGGCCACACAUGUUUAUCAUUAAUAUAAUCAUCCGUGCUGUAAUAGGCUUUCCUACAAAGCUCAAUUUUAUUUGCUUCAAUUUUCCUACAAAGCAAAGCUUUAUUCCACAAAUAAUAAUUAGGAUCAAUUAAUAAUAUAUAUUGAAGCAAAGCUCAGCAAACGCCUGAGGGAGGCAACAGGAGACCCUCGCGCGGGCAGCUUUCUUGCGCAGCGUAUUGCUAUUGCAAUACAGCGCGGGAAUGCUGCCUGCGUGAUGGGAACCCUUCCUAGGGGUCCAAAUUUAAACAAUAAUGUAUUUAGCUUGUAAUUUAGAAUAGUUUUUUUUUUUAUUAUUAUUAUAAAAUAAUUAAUAUUAGUUUAAAUUAUUUAAUUAGGUAUAUUUAUUAUUAGUACUUUUCUGAUUAAUUAUAAACAAUUAUAUUGAAGCAGAACAGAAAUAUUAAAAUUAAAUUUAAGUGCAAUGAAAACUAUAUAUUGUAAAAAUAACAUAUAGUAUUUAUAAUUAAAAGGAAAUCAAAUUACUUUGAAGAUAUUUCGACAUUUGAUAUAAAAAUUCUUUAUAAUUUUAGAGCUUUCGCGUUGGGCCUUAAUUAGUUAAAUAGUGAAAUAAAACAAGAUGGUGCAAAUAUAAUUUGUAUAUUCAUAUCAUUAAUUACGAUCUAACAGUAUCAAUAUUUUUAUACAAACUUGUUCCACGGAGUUGUUCCAUGGUGGGCAUCAAUUAACUAAUUAAUUUUCUAAAGAUAUAAAUAAAACACGAGUACUAAUGCUGGCCGUGGGUGAAUGGAGCCAUCAACUUGUCGUUUUCAAAUGCUAAUUUCACUUUUGUCAAAAUUCGUACAUUCACUUUUUUCGAGUGUGUGGUUACCCUCAGAAUACAAAAGAAACACUAAAUCUUUGCGUAGACGUCGUAAAAGA